GCCGACGAAGGUGCAGCGUGAACAGUUGGGGCGAUCCUGCGUCGCACUUGACGACGUUGAAUGCAUCCGCGGCAUCUAAGACCUAUCAUGACGCAUCGAACCACAGCGUCAACUGGGGUUUCCUUGCACCUUGCGACAGUUUCGUUCCCUGUGGUCGUUGGUUUCGCGGCGACUGCAUCUAAGCGAUGAACAACGUGGACAACGAACACGAUGCAGAAAUCCAGCACUUGCUUCGCGAAAUGCACAACAUGUCGACAAGGAAGAACGCUGCUCCACACCAUGGACCUUUCAACGGUCCUCUGCAUGGCAAGGCAUCGUCUUCAGUGCUGAAGAAGAAAUCCAGCAGCACCGUCAACACUUACAUGUAUGGCAAAUCUACGCACCUCACCCACAAGGGUUCAUCGUCCGCUGCUGCCGUCCUCGAUCUUCCGCGAAGUCAUGGCAACUUGAGCUUUGUCCAGCAGCUACAAGUCAAGUACAACCAAGCAAAACAUGCCCUAGAGAUCCAGGAAGCCCAAUGCGCAGAUCUCCAAGAAACCAUCUCGGAUUUGAUCAAUACCAAGUCUCAACACGCUUUUCAAGUGUCUACACUGGAAGCUACCAUCGAGACGCAAGGCAGAGAGAUCCGCACACUUCGGGACCACGUACAGGACCUAUACACGGUCCAGCAAACAUUACGAGCGGAGUCGCUUCAGAAAGACAUCCAACUACAGCAGCGCCAUUCAUCUGUCACUCCCGCUCCCAACGACGACUGUCACUCUUGCGUCUGUCACUCGAACGCUCCGUCGAUUGCGUGGUCCAAUCAUCCCGACGGUGGAGGAGUUGUCCUCAACACGUUACCCAAUGCCCCAGUGGACUCGAUUCAAGUCGUCCAGAAUCUUCGUAUGGAGCUUGAUGGUCUCGAAACUCAAGUCGCGAGCCAAUCGGCAGAACUUGUCCGCGUACAAGCAGCCCUGGAUGAAGCUGUCGAGCGCAACCAGGUUGUUGAAGACACGAUGCGACAGUGGACUGCUCAUCUAUUGGUGCGAGAUACCAAUAAUCAAACCGCAGACGUCGAAGAGGAGAACCUGAAUGGACUGGAGCUUCUCCAUGCCCUAAAUGAGGCCAUCACGCACCAAAUGUCUCAACGCAACACAGAGCUGGACCCCAACAACAGACUACAACGAGGUCGUCGCAACGCCAUGUUGGUCCAUCCCAACCACCCCACAACGGAGGAAGAUCCAUCAGGCGAUGUGGGGGUCGAUCACGAUGACGAACGCGGAGCGAUGCCUAAAUGGCUGGUUGAUGCUCUUGCGACCGUCGAGGAUACAAUGGACGAAGCAACGCAUGCACUCGACAUGGAAGUGCUCCAAAGCGAACUGGCGUCGCUACGGCGGUCGCUUCAGCAGAAAGACGACGAACUGGAUGCGUUUGAGUUAUUAAUGGACUCAAUGCAAGGCCAGGUGGGAGCACUCGCCACCCGUCGCGAGCUCUCCCAAGAUGGGCAAGGAUUGGCCGUCCCAGGGCACUCCACAAUGGUGGAAGCACUGCUACACACCAUUUACAUCAGCAACGAUGAGCCACAAGCUGAAAACGAUGGCGACGACGAUACAGAUGACGGAUUGCCUGAGGAAAGUCCUGACCUAAGGCAUGACACCAUGCCAUCUGAACUGUCGGUGCAAGGUGUGGCGGCAAUCGACAAUGAUGCCGGGGACUGUUGCAAAGCUCUGUCGCUGUAUACGGACGAGCUACCCGUUAACCAUCCCGCUCUGAGUUCGUUCCAUGCAAGCCCCGAGGAAACUGAGUGUUUGGACGAGAUCACACCUCUUGUCGACGAGCUUGCGGUCCAACCGGCAGAGAUCGGUCAGUCACGUGCAAGUUUUGCUGCCUACCUCGCUCGCGUGCAGUCUUUGCUGGAUAAUGUCAUCGCUGUCUUGCAAACGACCAACUGCAGCGACGAUGACCACCAUACUGUCAAUGACGUGGACGUCUAUGAGCAGCUCGUGCGAUCAGCAGAAAAUCUCCUCAUCCAUGCCACGACACACAGCCAGCUAUGUGAAUCACUCCAAGACAAAGUGACAGACCAGCGUAUUGAAAUGCAAAUGCAAUAUGAGCAAGUGCACCAUCUCCACGAGGAAGUCGACGCUCUCAAGUUGCAGUCCGCGGAAGCAAUGAGGGCAGUCGAGAGCGAACUAAGUCGUCGCGUGGAAGAACUAGGCUCCUUGAACGCGACGAGUAUUGCAAAGGACGGCGAAAUCAAGUCGUUGGAAAGCCAGUUGACCACGGCUUCCUGCGCAUUGGAAACUAUGCGCCACGACUUGGCACUUACCCAGACGCAAAGUAUUGCUGUCCGGCACGAGAUGAACAAGUUACAAGCCCAGCACAGGCUGCAACAGUGCACUACGACAUGCUACUUGGAGCACUUUUAUUUGCAAUUGCAAGCUGAAAUGGCUACUCUCCAUGCUGCCAUCACCGGUGAUGAGGCUGUCAUUGAUCAGAGCCAACAUGACCAUGGCGCUCCUGGCAAUGACUUGGAACCUGCCGCUUCAAUGCAUUUGCCCACAACUGAAUCCACCUCUGGCAUCGAACAGAUGCAAGACUAUCAGGCGGCGAUGUUUGAAACGUUCACUACCUUCAAGACGAAGGUUGUUGAACAAGUGCACAAUCUCCAUCGCGAAGUCAAAAUGCUGCGGAGACAAUUAUUACAUAGCAAUGAGGCAGCCGCAAGCAGUGUCCGGCGUGAAAACGAGACACGAGAGAUUAUUCGUGUACAAGAGCGCUUGAAUGCACAGGCAGACGACGCGAAGAUUGCCAUGUUGCGCGCACGCGAAGUCGAAAUUGACGAGCUGCGAUCGCACCUUGAUACGGUGAAGGCUAACCUCAAUUCCUGUCGAAGCUUCACGGCGCUGAUCGAAGAAGAAUUAGCCACGUGCAAAGCUAUGAAUCGAGAGUUGAACGAGAGCAUGGUACAACUACGAGGCGUGGUUGACACCCUGGACGAAAAAUUUGUCGCCCAGUGGAUUGCCACUCCAAACCAGCCUUCAAGAGUAUUCCGAACACUGAAGCACGGCGAAGGGACUUGCCAAGCCUCUAUAACGCAAGAACUUGACCAACUGGAAGGUGACCACCAAGCCCACCUCAAUCAGCUUGUCACCAGGCACACACACUACACCGACGAAUUGCAUGUCCAACAUGCGAUGGACCGCUUGUUGUUGAUGUGCGAGAGCCACAUGAGGCACUCGGACGUUGAAAACGAAGUGAUUUCGUGGAAGCGUCAAAUCAACGUGAUGAAGUCAAAAGAAUUACGCAUGCGAGACGAGCUGAAGAGGUGCCAAGGCGACUUGGCGCUCGCCAUAAAAGAAAUGACCACACUCCGAGUAGAUGUCACUACCCACGAACAACAUAUCAUGACCUUGAUGGGUGAAAACGAACGGCUUCGGCGGAAGUUGGACGCAACUUUGAUGGAGAUCCAAGAUCUUGAGGUCAAGAACGCGUACGCUACAAAUGAAUUGGCCGACGUGUCUUUCUUGCUGGCGAAGGAACGAGCAACAAUUGAUCACCUGAAAGCCGUGGAAGAUACGUUGCUGUCGCAACUGGAACACCUUCGACAUGAACUUGAACAAUGCCAACAUGAAAGUACAACAUGUAAAGCGCUGUCGGCAUCCUCGGUCCGGGAUGUGAGUCGUUACAUGGAUCAGAUUGCAGUCCUUGAACGCGAUGUGGCCGACAAAAGCGACAAAAUCAAGGCUUUGGAAGACAAGUUGUCCACAGAGGCCCACCACUUGGCAACUAGUAGACAGCAUUUGUCCUUUCUGGAAACCCAGCACCAAAACCUUCAUGCACAGUUGUCGACACAAGAAGCUCAAUGCAAAGCGAGGGUGGACAAAAUGCACGAGCUGUUCGAAUCUGCAUGCUUGCGCCUCCAGGCAGAAAUGGCGCUCGUGGCAUGUUGUGGAGCCGAGAUUGGAGACGACAAUAGCCCAAUAGAAUGGGAAUCAACGACGCAGACCGCCCUACCUGCUGUCGAAUACCCCGUUAUGGGCCUUGAACACUGUCAAAACGUUCUGCUCGAUACAAUUGCGUCGCUCAAGACUUGCGUUCACGAGAAAUUCGACAGCUUCCGUCAAGAAAUUGUGACUCUGCACAGCCUCCUUCAGGGAUCCAACGAUACUACCGCAGAUACCAUUAGGCGAUGUGAUGAAGACAGGGCAAUUCUCCAAGUAGAAUUGGCCUCCCUUGUCCAAAACCUCCAAGAAUUGACCACCAAGCUGCGCCAACGCGACGCCGAAAUAGACAAGCUGCACACGGCCCAUGCGAUUGAAGUAGCCAACUCAAACACAAACCGAAGCAUGACUGCGUUGAUCGAGGAUGCAUUGUCAGUGUCGAAGUCGGACAAUCACUCAUUGAAGCUGUGCGUGGCGCAGUUGCGACACGAGAAUUGUGCUCUUCACGACAAGCUGGCAGCUCAAGUGGCCAUCCAAUUAUCCCACGACGAAAAAAUUGGUAGCAUCCGGUGUCAGUUGGACGAAGCAUUGAGUCAAGCUCGAAAGUCGCAAGAGGAAGCCUGGGACGUCGUAGGUAAGCAAGACCAGAUUGCACAACUCCAAGAGGAAAUGGCGUCCAAGCAACAGGAAGUCGGGAAUUUGCUUUGUACUUUGGCAGCGUCCGAAUGGGCUAACGGGGACAUUCAGCGGCGCUGGGAUGCUGACAAGGCUCAAAUGCUUUUAGAAGUAGCCGCGUGUCGGUCCGAAUGCCAGCAAUUGUCCACAUUGCUGGACGAAAAAAGGAGCGAAUUUGAUGACUUCCUAGCAGACCGAUUGGCCAAGGAAGAGACCUUGGUUGAGUCAUUGCACGUGGAAUUCAAUGCUAUGCAAGCAACGUACGAAGCUCAAGUCGCCCUCUGGGCAAAGCGAUCUCAAGGGCAUGAGCGCACAGCCAUCCGAUUGCAGCACGCACUGUGGGCCAUUCAAUUGGAGGGAGAGAUAGCUGCGUCGGAGAAAGGCAGUCCAACAACAAACCUCAAUGCCGUUGAAGACUCAAAUCUAGAGACCCCUGGACAAAACAAGGAAUCAAAAUACUGCAGGAGUCCUCCUGUGUGCCUCCGAUCAAGGAAUGCAAUGUCAGUUGGGCUUGGUAAUGACUGGGCUAUCCACCAAUUGCGCUCCGUUGCCCUGGAAAUGGAGCUGCAGAAUGAUCAGCAUGCGAUCGAAAUGGAAGUUGCACAUCAAGAUCACGAGAAAGAUCGCAUAUUUUGGCAACAAACCAUGGUUCAAAAGCGAGCGCAUCACUACAAUGCGACACAGCAACUGAUGCAGCAACUCGAUCUCGCGCAGGCGGUCAUUUGUCAGAAGGAAAAGGACAUAACUUUAUGGAUGGACUGCACACUCGCCAUGCAAAGCGAAAUCCAAGAAUUGCGGGUGUCACAUGCUCAAGUGGAACUUGACGCUUCGCUCAACAUGGCGCGAGCCCAGAACGAAAUAGCGGCAGCACGACCCUCAAUCGCUAUGAGGAAAUCAGUGAAGAUGACGCACUUCCUCAAGAGUGUCCAGCUGGAAAUGGACGAGUUGACUGGCUCGUACCACGCAGUCGUCGAAGAGGUCAGAUCCUUAACGUGUCGAAACCAGCAACUCCAAUGCGCACUCGACGAGAUGUCCAGCGAAAGGUACGCUCUGAUGGCCAAGAUCAACUGUUUGGUUAGCGAAUUUGCCGUACUGCCGUCGUUGCUGGCCAACGAGCGCACCACUGUGGAUCGGUUGGUCAAAGUAGAGAACGAGUUGAAUGCUGAACUCGAUCAACUUCGACAAGACUUCAAGCAAUGCCAAGACGAACGUAAUAACAUCCACCAGUUGCUCAAGGCAUCAACUGAGGAGUGGAGCGAGUCGAUAGCGGAGGUGAAGGCAACAGUGCGAGCUCAAGACGCCCAAGAUCACCAAGAAUGUGCCGUCAACUUUGCCCAGUCGACUGCUACCAACGACAAAUUGCUGGCAGAUCAAAUGGCAUUGGAACGCGAGUGUCGGCGACUGCGAAAGGACGUGCUCAAGUGGAGGCAUGUUGUCCAAAGCACGCAGCUUGAGAUGGAGAGCCUCAUGGCCACAGCCGACGGCAUUGUGAUGUCCAGCUCAUCUGCAGUUGGACCUUGUUCCAGCAACUCCACACAAUCCGCAGUCUUGAUCGAACCACCCGAGGAAAAGUCAGUCCGCGACCCAAAAAUAGCCACCACUGGCACCAUUCCUGCACCGAAUGAUCUCCAAACGAUGAUGACCCACGACCUUGAAUGGACGUGGCAAUUGCACGAGCAAGUUCUGGACGAGCGGACAAAGCAGGUGCAUCUCCUGCAGGCGCAACUUGCACACACCACCUCACCCUCGCCGCCAAUGUCCCCGUUAUCUGCUACUGAGCACAGGAUGAUCGCACUAAAACAGCGCCUCGACGCUGCCACCGCCGAGAACCACGCGCUAUGUAGUCGAUUGACCGACCUCACGCUGGACAACCACCGUCUGGUGCAUGAACUGACCGCGAACACUCCAGCACAGCAUCGAGCAGCUCAGACCAUGGAAGCCACCACUCAAACGACAGAAGGAACAGGACUCGGACCGCAGCGUCAACUUGACUCUGUCAUGGCCGAGAGCGCAGCGUUGUCCUGCAUAGUUGAGUCAGCAACAAAUCCAACCACGAUACGGCCCGACGUCACAAUGGUUCACGAAUCCAAGGUCGAUACGGCAGUAUCAAGCUCCACUCAAGCAGCCACCUUUGCACAACCAGCCAACGCCAAGUCAAAAACGUUCAAGGCCAACGAUGGCCACUUGGCAGCGUUGCCUGGCGUGGAUGAAAACCAAAUCGCAAACUCCCGUCGUCAUCAUUGUAGCGUGGUUGGAUUGGCGAUCGAUCGUCCCACAUCUUCGAGAGACGACGGAGCUGCCGUCGAACUCAAUUUGCGAUUGCACUCGAUGCUGUACAAUGUCGUUGCGGCCAUCCAUGCCAACGCCAUCCCCGAUGAAUACCACAACUUGCUGCGCAGCGCCAGCGGUCACGAGCAAUUGAUAACCUCGGCGAAAUAUAUCCGUGACGAAGUCACGAUCCUGCACCGUCAAAUUGAAGCACUCCAAGCGCAAGUGGCUGACAAGCAGCAUGAGAUACAAGUGCAACCGAAUCAAGUGCACCAUCGACAAGACGAAUAUGAAGUGCUGCAGGUGCGGUCCGUGGAAGAGCUGACGGCUAUCCCAAGCGAAGGCAGUAGUCGCGUGGAAGAACCCGGACACUUGGAGGGGGCGCUCGCAGCCACGGGCUGCGACAUCAAGGCGUUGGCGAGCAAGUUGCCAAUGGCGUCCCACCCUUUGGAAUCAACGCGCCCAGACUUAUCCUUGAUUCAAUUAAAGGUCCGAUGCCCCGACUCGGCAAUCCAAACAACGGGUGGGACGAUGACUCAUGUCACCAGCACUCAAUCAACUGACAAUAAAACGCAACCCCCAGGCGUUCUAACACAGUCGAUCAUGCAAACGGCAGAGCCCCAAGAGGACAUGCACAGUUUGCAUCGCCGACUUGGUGCCGCCAUGGCCGAGAAUUCGGCAUUGAGAAGCAAGUUGGCCGACCUUACCAGUGAACUUCAUCGCUUGUCCAUCGACGCGGCGAGGACACAGCCAGCAAUGACGCCAAUCGUACCCGUGUAUAACACACCCAAGGCAUUCAUGGCCCAAGGAUCAGCGUCGGAAACCGAGUCGGCAAUACCAGAGGCCCCCGAGGCAGGUGAUGAUGGUGCGUGGAACGGGCAAGAGAGUUGUGAAGUCAGGACCUUUACGCUUCCAGUGGACGAAAGCCCUAGCGAUGGCGGUAGCCCGUUCACGUGGAGGGAUUUGGCCGUUCACGUUCAAAUGUUGCUGCGCCAUGCCGCCGAUGUCGUUGCGACCACGCAAGAGAAACGCCAUCGACUCCAACAUCGCCUUCGCCGACUUCUUCUCGUAACUCUCCACGAUCCACUCGAGUGCGCUGCCCAUCUUGAUCCCAUUGUUGUCGUUGUCCAUCGCUUGACGAGCCUUGUGCGAACGCUUGCCUCAUUGCUUGAGCCGCCCACGCCCUCCUCCUCGAUGGUCAAGACGUCAGCGAGGGAGGCAUCGCCGCUUCGUCCGUUCGCCUCGGUUCGUCGCAAUCCCAACACUCCCUUCCACAUGCCAUCCUUGGUGUCGCGAGUGCCUCGCGGCAGUGGCUUCCCUAACUAUCCACAGCUCCUCCAUCAUCACGCCUCGUCCAUCGAUUCGAACGCGUCGUUUGUCGCGGGGGGCGGCGGCGUCGUCCUGCUCGAUCUCGGACGGAGUGAAAUCCGCGCAAGUCUCGUUCCUCGGCACGGCCUCGCCGCCGUCUCGCCCCCCAUGGUCCGGUUUGCGGUAAACUUCCCCAUUGUUGCAACCAAACCCGCUCACGUCACUGUCCCAUAGACGAUGCGCGACGGUUCCAGCGACGCCGCGGCGCGCAAUGUCGCGCGGGCGUUUGAAUCGCUCGGACUCUCGGCCACCCACCUCGCCCAUGUAAAGGUACGAAUGCUUCCAUAUCCCCGCAUGCGAUGAAGAACGUGUAUCAGGUCGUGCUCCUCCACAAACCAUGCCUGGAGCCUGUGCUGAAAGAACACCUCACAACCCUGCUACUCCAAGGCUUCCAGGUCCACGGCAUCAACCUCACGACCCAUGCGCAAGUGGCGCUUAUGGGCUGCCAUGCGCACACCGGCCUCGUCGUCGACAUUGGCAACAGCGUCACCCAUGUCGUGCCAGUGUUUGAGGACAUGGUGCUCGAGCACGCCGUGGUGAAGAUAGAUGGCGGCGGCAGCAGCGUCGCCAAGCACAUCGUGGCACAUGUUCGCAAGACGAACCCAUCGAAGUGUUUUCAGGCCGUGUCCACGACAGCCUGCGUCGAGGCCGUCGAACGGCGCUUGGCGGAAGGGCGACGAGAUGCCGACUGGCCGUCGUCAUACUGCGACGUGUUCUUUCGUGGCCACGUGGACUUAGCCGCCGCGGUGCGUGUAUGCGUCGACAAGUGUGACCCGUUGCUGCACGCCGCCAUGUUUGGCAACAUCGUGGUCACUGGCGGAGCAGCUUCCCUUUGUGGACUCGCGGAACGUUUGGAACUCGAGGUCCGCCAACUAGCAACAACGACAGGACGGGUGCGUGUGCACGUAGCGGCCAACGUGUUUGUCGGCGCCGCGGCGCAUGCGACAACGUUGUCGCCGUACAAGUGGGUCCUCCAACCCGACUUCCGCCUCCAUGGCGCACGCAUCGUCCACGCCAAGUGUUUCUAACGCUCGCAUGGGCGCCCCUUCUCUUCCACCCAUCCAUCGUCCCCGCCAAUCCACAUCCUUCGUGCCGCCCCAGUUGGCGCGUUCUGGCGGUUGGCGCCAUCGGUCGACCGGUGAAAUCUCGAGAUUGCACGCACCCGUACGAUUCGAUUUCCAUGUUUUUAAAACGUUCCUACAACUGUCAAGUGAUA
Messenger RNA from Aphanomyces invadans, 9450 nucleotides. RefSeq lists its product as hypothetical. The record is from RefSeq and is a predicted model, not a curated record. NCBI's taxonomy places the organism in Eukaryota, Oomycota, Saprolegniomycetes, Saprolegniales, Verrucalvaceae. Bases 186 to 8408 code for a protein of 2740 amino acids. The transcript is spliced from 7 exons.